Sclerotinia borealis F-4128 is the source of this 783-nucleotide messenger RNA. Lineage: Eukaryota; Fungi; Ascomycota; Leotiomycetes; Helotiales; Sclerotiniaceae. The record is from the annotation of a GenBank genome assembly.
AUGAUCUGGUUCACUACACUCAAUUCACUACUCGGUGCCUUUAUUGUCUUUCCACCUCGCGAUCCCCUCAAUCCCGCUUUACCUGCGCGGCCACCUUAUCCUUCAAUGGCCUCCCAAUUCCAUUCAGUACCAUACGUAUCCGACAUUGGAGCAAGUAAAGAAAUGCAGCCGGUAUUUAUAAUAGGUUGUGUUCUCACUACGUUCUUGCUCGCAGGCUGUUUUAUUGCAGAACGAGCACUUCGUCACCAAGGCCGCCUUGCAAGGAAUACGGAUAUGACUGAGAGAAUAGUGGCUUAUUUGAGUAUCGUGUCAGCUGGACUUGGAUCAAUGGGCCUGAUUUUCCUGAGCGUAUUCGAUGUUUGGAGAUAUAGGGGCGUACAUAUUACCAUGGUGGGUUUCUUCGUUGGUGGAUAUACUAUCAGUGCAUUCUUCCAGUUUUGGGAACAUUAUCGAAUGGGUCGUAAAUAUCGAGACACACAUGCGAACCUGAUGGUAUCAGCCUACACGAAACUAGUUUUUAUUGCUAUUGAGAGUAUCCUAGGUACAGCAUACUGGUAUGUCGUUAUAGCAAAGAACUGGGAUGCGGGUGCUGUUAUUGAAUGGGGUGUCUCCUACGUUUUCAGUUUUUACAUCCUUUCGUACCUUUUCGACUUCCUCCCAGCAUUGACUACGAAAGGGAAGGACUGUAGGUUUGGAAUUUACACGGAAGAUUCCAUGGUCCAGGUCAAUGGGCGCAGGGAGCGGGCUCAAGUCCGGGAGUUUACGGGAGUUGCACCGGGAUAA